Nicotiana tabacum (common tobacco) is the source of this 1387-nucleotide messenger RNA. RefSeq names its product F-box protein At3g07870-like. The record is from RefSeq and is a predicted model, not a curated record. Lineage: Eukaryota; Viridiplantae; Streptophyta; Magnoliopsida; Solanales; Solanaceae. Gene Ontology annotation, molecular function: protein binding.
CUCCAAGUUGUUUAAUCGGCACAACUUCCCCCAUUUCCAAGCCUUUCUACUUAAUCUUUCUCUACCCAUUUUUCUUUGUGUCAUGGACAGACAAACCAAGAAACGGAAGUAUCAGCUUGAUCAAACUCACCCUAGAUAUGGAUUUAAUAGCCUACCUCAAGAAAUUGUUCUUGACAUAGUUUCCAGGCUCCCCAUAACAUCUUUAGUCCAAUUCAAGUUUUCUUGCAAGUUAUUUUACAACUUGUUACAUGAUAAAGAGCUUGUGAAUCUGCACCUGUCUCGUGCAGUAAAGGACGAUCCUUGCGUUAUUUUUCACGCGGAUUAUCCUUUAAAGAAUCAGCUCUACUUUCUUGAAUUUUCUGAUCAUGGUAAGGAAGAGGUUGUGAAGAAAUUCAGCACCCCUUUUGCAAACUCUGUGCCUGAAUUUAAAGUGGUUGGUUCAUGCCAUGGACUAUUGUGCAUAUGUCAUUCUCUGUUUAGUAAUGAACUUUAUGUGUGCAAUCCUUUUACAAGGGACUACAAAGAGCUGCCCAAAUCAGUAGAAUUUGAGGUGCAAAAAUUGGUUCUUGGAUUUGGUUUUCAUCCUAUUACCAAAGAGUACAAGGUGAUCAAGAUUAUAAGUUAUGCCAAUAUGUAUAAUCAUGUCUCAUGGCGCUAUCGUGGGUAUCGACCUCCCCACUUUGGUAAAUCAGAUGUUCAAAUAUUUAGUCUUGGUAGCAACAGAUGGAGAAGUGUUGGAGAAGUUGUUUAUCAGUUUGAUCCAAGUUCUCAAGGAAUUAUGUUGAACGGGAAGAUGCAUUGGUUGACUCAAUUUGGUAAGUAUAAUGGACGUCGUGACAGGCUCAUCGUUUCCUUUGAUUUAGCUGAUGAGGUAUUUGCUGAAGUUCCAAAGGUUGAUUUAGGUGUCAAUACAAGAAUUAAGAAGUUUCAUCUAGCAGUUAUUGGAGAUUGUCUUGCUGCCGCUCUAACUUUGCCUCACCAAAAAGGCGGAGGAAUAGAAAUUUGGGUAAUGAAAGAAUACAAUGUGAAAGAGUCAUGGGUGAAGGAGUUCAUAAUUGGGGUUUAUACACCAACUCCAAAUGCUGUCACUCAACAUUUGCAGCCAUUGGUAAAAGUUCUAUGCCUUUUGAAGAAUGGAGAGAUCUUGCUUGAGUAUAAAGGUGGCAAUUUGGUUUCAUAUGAUCCUAAAAAUAGUAUUUUUAGGACUCUAAAAUUUCAGGGAAUGCCUAAUUUGUUUCAGACAUGUGUUCAUAUGGGUUGCCUUAAUUGGAUUGAUAUCCCACCUUCUAAUUAGAUCAUCAAACUUAUUAGAUACCUUCCCGUUGUUUAAGCAUAUAGUAGUUCUGUUUCCUUUUAAAGUCAUUUCCCUUGUUUUUCAUCCUAGUAU